AUGUGCAAGGCCGGCUUCGCCGGGGACGAUGCGCCACGCACGGUCUUCCCCUCCAUCGUGGGACGACCCAAGAUGCGCACAGUGAUCAUCGGCAUGGAUACGAAGGACACCUACAUUGGAGACGAUGCUCAGGGUCGACGUGGAGUGUUGACUCUGAAGUAUCCCAUUGAGCAUGGCAUCGUCACCAACUGGGAUGACAUGGAAAAGAUUUGGUCGCAUUGCUUCUACAAUGAGCUGCGGGUUUCGCCAGAGGAACACCCUGUGCUGUUGACCGAGGCACCUCUAAACCCCAAGGCCAACCGUGAACGCAUGACCCAAAUCAUGUUUGAGACAUUCAAUGUGCCUGCCAUGUACGUUUCCAUCCAAGCGGUUCUCUCGCUAUAUUCCUCCGGGCGAACCACUGGUAUCGUUCUGGACAGUGGUGAUGGAGUUUCUCACACAGUUCCCAUCUAUGAAGGAUAUUCAUUGCCUCAUGCGGUUCAACGACUGGACUUGGCUGGUCGUGAUCUCACUGAGUAUUUGAUGCUGAUCAUGAUGGAAAGUGGAUAUGCCUUCACCACAAGCGCAGAGCGAGAAAUUGUGCGUGAUGUGAAGGAGAAGCUGUGCUAUGUGGCCAUCGACUUCGACAGUGAGUUGAAAACUGCAAUGACCAGCAGUGAUGGUGCUAAGACCUACGAACUCCCAGAUGGAAACAUCAUCUCGUUGCACACCGAACGCUUCCGUUGUCCUGAAGUCCUCUUCCAACCCAGCUUGCUGGGAAAGGAGGCGAUGGGGAUCCACGACACCACAUACCAGUCUAUCAUGAAGUGCGACGUGGACAUUCGCCGUGAUCUCUUCUGCAACGUGGUGCUCUCGGGUGGCUCCACCAUGCUCCCGGGCAUCGGUGAGCGCAUGACCAAGGAACUCAGCGCGCUGGCACCAUCCACGGUGAGGAUCAAGGUGAUCACUCCACCGGAGCGGAAGUACAGCGUCUGGAUCGGUGGCUCCAUCCUGGGAUCCCUCAGCACCUUUCAGCAGAUGUGGAUCUCCAAGGCGGAAUACGAUGAGGCAGGCUUCCAUGUUGCAGAGGGGCAUGUGAAAUUGUGCAAAGCUCUCAAGAUCAUGGAGCUUGCCAUGGAGUUGAAAGGGGCCAGUUCACGCGAGGGCGCCCUGGAGCAUGAGCUGGAGCAGGUCUCCAAGCGAGUGAAGGCUACUGAAGCGUCAUGGCACCAGGCUCGACGACAGCUUCAAGGGAUGUCUCCUGACAGGGGCUCGCGAGCCUACCGCGGACCCAGAGGCGAAGAUUGGGGCGCCCUCACAGAACCUCCAAACCGGCUACGCUUGGGUCGUCAGGCACCCAUUGACAGCGACCCGUCCCGGGUGGCGCCGCGCUUGCCACGCUUCGACAAGCGCACUGAGCCUCGGAGCUCCUCGGCGGAGCCUAUGGCGGAGCCCCUCACGGAGCCGCUGGCCAUGCGCAUCCAUCGGACGCUGCUGCCGCAGGCGCUGACCAAUGGAGUGAAUGGAGUGAAUGGAGUGAUUAUCAGGGUGAAUUAA
This is a messenger RNA of Cladocopium goreaui, 1536 nucleotides long. NCBI's taxonomy places the organism in Eukaryota, Dinophyceae, Suessiales, Symbiodiniaceae. The record is from the annotation of a GenBank genome assembly.